UAAGGGCCUGGCGGAAGGACCUGAAAAACCAGCUGCUGGAGAUUAUUACUCUCGGAGAGGAGCAGCUCAGGGCAGCAAGUGAGCAAGCGUGGAGCCUCCUCCUCCUCCUCCUCCUCUUUUCAAACUCCCCUCCUCCUUUUCACAUAAACACUGAUUCCCACACAAACCACACAGGUGUUUUUAAAGUCGUCCUUUGUGCGCGUGUGUUUGUGUGUGUGCUGUCAGUUUGUACCUGUGGGACUUUCUUUCUUUGCCCUCUCUGAGUGGCUGACACUCCCCUGCUCUGUCGUUUCUCCCUCCGCAGAACCGUCGUGACUGACUGUCAGCCCUCCACUGGUGGACUAUGCCCCCCUCAGUCAGCUGAGGGAGGGGGCUCUGCGCUGCUCAGACACCCGUCAGGAGAUAGCUUGGGCUGGAAUCAAAGAGCACACGGUCAGGUUAUUUCUGAAGAUGCAAGCUUCAACCGUUUCACCUGUGACCACCACUACAAUCCCGUCCAACACCACCAACGUCACAAAGACCAAAGAACAAAUACUCAUCCAGAGUUCCGGGGCUAUGAUUGCUGUCAUUGUUAUCGGCAUCAUUAUCGUCUUUGCCUUUCUACUGAUCAUCCUGAAGACAUACAACAGGCGGACACAUGCGUCCAGAGUCCUGGGAGCCACGGGGGGCUCCAAACCUCGCCCCAAGUUGUCGCAGUCCACCAUCCAGACUGGCUUGCCGCUGGACACCGUGCCCAUCAGCUCCGUGUCGGGCAGCAUCAGCUACUCAAACCCGGCCUCGGAGAACAACUUCCAGAUGCCUGGAAUGGAGCUGAGCAGCGUGGAGGGAAAUCACAUAGAGCAGUUCAGCACCACCAGCGAUUCCACUGUAGUCACCAUACACAACGCUCCAUCGUUAGGAAACUCGUAGCACCAAGACUGCCGCUUCUGUCUCAGAGCGUGCAUUGACUGAUGUGCUUUCAUCCCCGACCACAUACUGUGCUGACUGAAUCUGGUGGACGUCUGUGACGUUAGUGUUCUCACUGAUCACCAACUGAGCCACUGCUGGUGACCAAUGGACGACAAGGUGUAUGCAAAUAUACAUUAUGAACAAAAUGGCGCCGGAUAAGAUGAAGGAUUUUUUUAUGGUGGCAAAAUUUCUUUUGAAGAAUUGCUCAUAGACUAAAGACAAAAGUGUUCAGAGUAUAGAUACCAUUACUGUACUCUCUGCUGAUGUUGCAUCACCACUAAUAUAAAUGUAUAAAUGAAGAAAUGUGUAGUAAAAUCUGUAAUCUCUCCAGGAAAAUGUUGGUCUUCAGUGUGUACAUUUCUUGUAUUAAAAGUACCUUUGGCUUUGUGAAUACACAAGCAGAAUAAGUAUGAGUUAUAGUGAAGAAAAAGGUAGUAUAAAAGAGGUUAACUCUGUCUGUUUAAUAUGUCGAUACUGCAGAUUUAUUUUGACAAGUUGUAUUUCUUUUACCUUGCAUCACACAGUCUUCUUAGAUUUUUUUUUUUAAAUCUAUAAAAUAUCAAUGCGUUUUCUUUUUCUUUCUUUUUUUUUACCAGACAAAGUGAAGAGACCAUGAGAUAUUUUGUGAAACAUCUGUCAGUCGAACUUACUGAUGUGAAUCUUUCUUUAUUUUUUUUUUGAUUUGACACCAAAGUAUUUUGCACUUUAUUUUCGCUACUCCCUUUAUUUGUAUUAUUUGUGGUUCUUUAUUAAAUGAAAUGAUAUGAAAAUAAAAUGUAAUAUUUCUAA
Mugil cephalus (flathead mullet) is the source of this 1737-nucleotide messenger RNA. RefSeq names its product non-compact myelin associated protein (gene ncmap). The coding region runs from base 451 to 909 and encodes 152 amino acids. The transcript has 4 exons. Gene Ontology annotation, cellular component: paranode region of axon; Schmidt-Lanterman incisure; plasma membrane. The record is from RefSeq and is a predicted model, not a curated record. Gene Ontology annotation, molecular function: structural constituent of myelin sheath. NCBI's taxonomy places the organism in Eukaryota, Metazoa, Chordata, Actinopteri, Mugiliformes, Mugilidae. Gene Ontology annotation, biological process: regulation of myelination.